This is a messenger RNA of Pygocentrus nattereri (red-bellied piranha), 5947 nucleotides long. RefSeq names its product protogenin homolog b (Gallus gallus) (gene prtgb). The record is from RefSeq and is a predicted model, not a curated record. Gene Ontology annotation, biological process: axon guidance; cell-cell adhesion. Lineage: Eukaryota; Metazoa; Chordata; Actinopteri; Characiformes; Serrasalmidae. Gene Ontology annotation, cellular component: axon; plasma membrane. The transcript is spliced from 19 exons. Bases 11 to 3520 code for a protein of 1169 amino acids. Gene Ontology annotation, molecular function: protein binding.
CUCGGGAUAAAUGGCGGCCGCCGGGAGAAAGACGAGGCAGCGGCUGCUGGUCCUCUUCUGGACUCUGAGCUUACCAGCUGUUUUGUGUUUUAGUGAGUUGUCUUUUGUGACUGAACCCAGUGACAAGACAGUAUCUCACAGUGAUCAUGUAGUGAUGGACUGUCUGGCCCAAGGACAGCCACCCGUAGACGUCAGAUGGCAGAAAAAUGGGGCCAAACUUUUAGAGAGCGACCGUGUCCGCGUCUUACCCAACGGAUCGCUGUCUCUGUCAUUUGUCAGAAGAGGAGGAGAGCAGUCUGACGAAGGCUCCUAUCAAUGCCUGGCUCACAACAAAUACGGAGCCAUCCUAAGCCAAAGAGCUCGCCUAACAAUCUCAAGUAUCUCAUCUUUUGUGACCCAGCCCUCUCCUGUGGUAGUCACUGAGGGCUCUGUUGCUAGGUUUGCCUGCGGUGUCACAGCCAACCCACCAGCCAUUAUCACAUGGGAAUUCAACCAAAGAGCUCUGCCUCUAGAGACAGAGAGAAUCACAGUGUUACCAAAUGGAGUGUUGCAGAUUCAUGAGGUAAAACCAGAGGAUGCAGGGGUGUACUGUUGUAUAGCCACCAAUAUUGCUAGUCGACUGAGAAGCAGAGAAGCCACACUUACUGUCAACCCAGCAUCUGGAGCCAAGCCACUCAUGAAGCCCCAGAUCAUUGCAGGUCCUCAAAACAUCAGCACCAGCCUGCACCAGACGGCUGUUCUGGAGUGCGUAGCAGAGGGUAACCCUCGGCCUCUGGUGUCCUGGAGCAGGGCCGACUCCAAGCCCAUUGAUGUGUUUGGCGCCAGAGUGCUGGGGAGUGGAAACCUUGUAAUUUCCAGUGUAAAAGCCCAACAUAGCGGAAUUUACUUGUGCAGAGCAACAACACCACGCACAAGGAACUACACAGUCGCUGCUGCAAACCUCACUGUGCUUGUGCCCCCAUCUCUGGUGGAAAAGCCAGAGAGUCAGACGCGCCCCAGAGCAGGCACAGCUCGAUUCAGCUGUCAGGCAGAGGGGAUGCCUUCUCCCCGCAUCAGCUGGCUGAAGAAUGGGGCUGCCAUCCACUCUAAUGGCAGAAUUAAGAUGUACAACAGCAAACUCGUGAUAACCCAGAUCAUUCCUGAGGAUGAUGCCAUCUACCAGUGUCAGGCUGAAAACUCUCAGGGCUCAGUUCUGUCCAUGGCGAGGCUGAUUGUGGUCAUGUCUGAGGAUCGGCCCAGUGCACCCCGAAGUGUCCACGCUGAGACCAUCUCCAGCUCAGCCAUCCUACUGGCCUGGGAGAGACCUCAGUACAAUGCGGAAAAAGUCAUUGCUUACUCAGUGCACUACAUGAAGGCAGAAGGUCUGAACAAUGAGGAAUACCAGGCAGUGAUUGGAAAUGACACAACUAGCCACAUUGUGGAUGAUCUGGAGCCAGCAUGUAACUACACAUUUUAUAUAGUGGCCUACAUGCCCAUGGGAGCCAGCCGCAUGUCUGAGCAAGUUACGCAACACACACUGGAGGAUGUGCCCCUCCGUACCCCUGAGCUUGGCCUUACCAGCCGUAGUCCUACCGAUAUUUUGGUGUCUUGGCAACCUCUUCCUGCAAAGCUGAGCCGCGGACGUGUCUCUGCCUAUCGCCUGUCCUAUCGCACAGCUGCUGAUGAACAGGUGAGCUCUGUGGAGCUGCCUGGCGAAGGGGAGAACUCUACUCAGCACCUGCUUCAAGGCCUGCAGCCAGACACCAUCUACCUGCUUCGUAUAGCUGUCUCCACACGCAUAGGCUGGAGCCAACCCUCAGCCUGGAGUUCACACCGCACACCCAAAACUUCAAGCUCCACUGUGCCCCCUGCCCCUAAUCUGGAGCUGGAGCCCCUCAACUGCACGUCCAUUACUGUACGCUGGCACCCUGCACCCAGUGAUGCUAUUAUCCAGGGUUACAAGCUCCUCUGUUACCCUGAUGGCCAAACAGAGGGCUCUACUAUCCAGUUCCACCCUCAAGACUACCAGUACACCAUUGCAGGACUUGAUCCAAGAAGGAAGUACCAUGUGAAGCUGCUGGCCUUCAGCUCUCAUGGGGAUGGCUAUCAGGCACAUCAGAUCGUCAGCACUCCUGGCUGCCCUUCGGCUCCCAACCGGAGGUUGGCCACACUGCCUGCUCCAGAUCACGUCCAUGGCCAGACUAACAGCUCUUCAGUGGUGAUGCUCAGCUGGGGCCGUCCUGCCUUUAGUUCAGGAAAGCCAGUCAGCUAUUCAAUUCGUUAUGGCCCUGUGGCUCCAUACAAUGCUUCAGCUGUUCGCUACCUCCAAACAACUGAACAGACAGUGAUGGUGCAGGGACUAAGGUCCAACACACGUUAUGAGUUUGUUGUGCGUUUACACAUGGAUCAGAUGUCCAGCCCCUGGAGCUCCCCCAUAUAUCAGAGAACUCUCUUGGAAGCUCCAUCCUCUCCACCGCUGGCGGUGAGAGUGACUCUGAUAGAGGAUGACACAGCGCUGGUGUCCUGGAGGCAGCCAGAGCAGACCAACCUGGUUGUGACCCACUACACUAUCCUCUAUGCCUCGCAAAGAGCAUGGCUCGCAGGAGAGUGGCAGGUUUUACAGAGAGAAGGGAGCAAUACCAUGGCUCUGUUAGAGAAGCUGGAGUCAGGUAAUGUCUAUAUGGUGAAGAUCUCAGCCUCAAAUCAAGCUGGUGAUGGCCCUUUCUCCAACAUGGUGGAACUUCCCAUACUCAGAGGGAAAAUACAACAAGGCAAAAACCCUCGGCACACAUACAGCCAGACUGAGACUACAGUUUUUACAGAUGGCCUGCCUUUUGAUGAAAAGUCUAUGACGGGUAUUAUAAUCGGUGUGUGUAUAGCACUGGCCUGCAUCAUUAUCUGUAUCUUCAUCCUGAUCACUAAAAGCAAAACAAGGAGAAAGUCCUCAUCUUCAAAGAUGAUUGGACGGAUAAAUGGUGAAGUCAUGCAUAAUGGUGUGCCGCCAGCCAAUCAACAACAGGCAGAGAAUGCUGAGGUUCUGGUACCAAUAAUGGGAAACCACUUCAUUGACGCAAAGGGUGGGACACCUUUGAUGAUAAACCGUAGUGGACCCAUUAUCAGUAGCAGUCAGAACAAGGCAAGGAAGUGGAACAUUUUCAGUAGUGCGGAAAAGCGUAUUCCGAAAAAGAACCAGGCUGUGGAGCGAGGAUGUUUUUAUGAAGUGGGUAAGACAGUGUUGCAGUAUGAAGAGGAGCAAGCCGUGGCAUCUCUUCAACCUUCCUCCUUGCAGAACUUCUAUCGUCCACUAGGGGAAUCCGAGAGCUCUCAGACCAGCGAGGGCAGCAGAGACACAGGAGAUUCUGGAAACUUCUCUCACGAUGAGGCAGAAACCAGCAGCCCUAACAUCUGUCAGCAGCCCUUCGUGUGCGAAGACAAGAGAGGUCCCUCAGAAAAUGUUGCGACAGUAAAUCAUGGUGGAAUAUCUAAGAGAGAAGACACAUCAAGCUGUGUUCUGAAUGUCUGUGCUCACGCUUCUGUCUGAAUUUACCUCACCAUCAUCUUUUCUUCUCUGCCCCACUUUAUCCUUAUUGCACUUCUCAAAUACAUAAUCAGCCAGUGUUGCAAGCUAGAAAGAGUUUGCACCAUCUACCUCUCAGGAUAUGCUCAACCUCAUGAAACAGCCAAAGACCAGCAUUUUCCUUUGGGCAAAUGUGUCCAUAUAGCUUUACCAAACAAACUUAUGAUGCACUGUUGGCUUAAGGGAUUAAGCACACCCCCAGACCCUUCCUCAUUCCUUGUAAGAUUUCAGAGACCUGCUCAAGAGGAGUGGUCAACCUUCACAAAACUUCAGAGAUAUACGGAGAUGUACGGUUUCUUCUUCGGUAUCUACUUAUGACAAACGUACUGCCUACUAAUUUUGUUUUCCUCUGCCUAUACUGGGGAAAAUCUCUCACCAAAUGAUGAAUGUCUUUAUAUAAUGUUUUAAUGUUCCUUCUAUAAAAUUUAGUUUUUCCUUUUUCAACAUCCGCACUAGAGGGAGCUGUUAAACCCUCUCCGCUGUCUACCUACCUCAGAUUACCUUUUUUUUUAUUAUUAUUAUUAUUUACACUUAAACUUACUGACAGAGUCUACAUUAUUUAUAAGCCAUGUUUUGUAUGUGUCACAUUUUACACUUUAUUACUCUUUUUUUCUUAUGAAACAGGUUAAGGUGCCUCAGGUUCUUAAAAAAAGACUUUACCUAAUUCUAAUGAGAGCUGCUUAAGGGUAAACUUGGAGAAAGUUCCUCAUGGACAAACUGCCAAAGAAUCCUAAAUACCUUGCUCUGGUUUGGGUUUUUUAGCAGGAUUUUUUUCUUUUCAAAUUUUCAGGUUGCUUACUUUUUCAGUACUACCUCCUCUGAACAGCGUUUUGUUGCGUGAAUAAUUAGGAAGAAUGAUUUACUAAGUUUAUAACCUGAGGGAUUUUGAGUUUUGCUAAUGGAUCAUGUCAUCCAUUUUUCUUCCCAAAUACUGUAUUUAAGCUAGAUUUGAUAUUUUGUUCCAUUUUACUGAGAAUUAUUUGUGAUGUUGUUGAGCUCAGUUUGAGACUUAAGUUGUGUAUGUAUCUUCAGUGGAGGACUUCAGUUUCAGUAUGAUUUGGUUAUUCUUAUUUCUUUAUUUCUUAUCUCUUACGUUCUGGGUGAUAAGUAAGAACCAAAUAUUAAGUGCACUGGUGUUUUCAGUGCAUCAAACCUUGAAAGCUUUAAAACUUAAUGGCCUUAUGGUGGAAGUGCCAUUCUGCAAUAUAUGAAUAUAUAAAAGAUACCUGAUCCAAAGAAUGAAUGAACUAAUGCUACAGAGAUGUGGAAUGAUGCCAAAAAAUACUGUUACCUCCAAAGAUAUAUAUAUAUAAAUAUAUUUCUGUAUAUUGUAAGUGCCACAAAGAAUGCCAUUUCAGCUUUAACACAUUGAUCUACUAAGUUAGCUUAAGUGUUUAUCUGUUGGAUAAGCCCAGUGAUUUUCUUUAUGACCUUACUUUUGUAGAUUGUAGUUAAACAGCAGUGGUGACAGAUGCUAUUAUCCAAAGAGUUGUUUACUUCUUUAACUGGGUUGGACACAAACAUGCUGAAUAAUAUGUGCGGUGGACUGUGUUAUAUGUCUUCCUCAUGUCCAAGAGCUUGAGAUGACAGUGAUUACAUGUGUGACUGACAAAUGACUGUGCAAUGUUGAAGUAUGUGUGGAGUGUGAUUGUGCCACAGUUACAAAUUCAGCUUUUUCAGCAAUGACUUGAUGAUAUUUAGUGCUAGUUAAAUUCAUAAGCUCGAACAAUGUUUAAUCAAGCAGUUUGGACACAGCCCUUUUGAGUGAGGUGCAACAAAAUCAGUUUUCUACGCCUUUUAAUAAACAAGUAAUCUAAACCAAAGAUUGUUAUGGUCACCCUAGUAUACUGAGUAGACUGUGUUUUUUAUUCUCAUAAAGUUGCAUCUUGUUUUGACUGCUGCACCAAAUUCAUAUCCAUAAUAGAGCAAGGGCACAAGCCAUGCUUCACUGAGCAUGCCAUUCCAUGGAAACCUCUCAGAAUGUGAAUGUAAAGCUGAAUGGAUAGACUCAAUAGGACAACCAAAUUUCACGGGGGGAGUAUGUUUGUGUUGCAUUCUUUGGGUUAGUUUUGUAUGUAUUAUUGUUUGUGCUUUUGGAAGUUAUUUUUAUUGGUCACUCAUUGCAAACAUACACAACAAAAGGGAAAAGUAGGAUUUGGCUAAGACUUGCCCUUUUUCUUUAAAUAUGCAUAUUUAAAUGCACCAUUUUGUCUGUACAGUAUUAAUUAGCUUUAUAUUUCUGUGUAUUUGCUUUAAUUUUAUAAAAUGUUUGCUUCCCCUAAGGUGUUAACAGCACUCCAAAAAAAGUGAAAGGUUGUUUUUACCAGUUUUAUACAUGCCAAAGGUGGUCAGAACAAAGCAAGUUUAAUAAAAAAUAUUUCUCAAAGUUGA